Molecule: messenger RNA, 1147 nt
Organism: Aspergillus eucalypticola CBS 122712
Lineage: Eukaryota; Fungi; Ascomycota; Eurotiomycetes; Eurotiales; Aspergillaceae
Product: SDR family oxidoreductase
Exons: 6
Coding region: 1-954 (317 amino acids)
Biological process (GO): fatty acid catabolic process
Molecular function (GO): 2,4-dienoyl-CoA reductase (NADPH) activity
Source: RefSeq, a predicted model, not a curated record
AUGUCCCUCCCCAAAGAAGCCUACCUGAGUAACACGUGGAAGGAUGGCCUGUUCACAAACAAGGUCGUCUUCUGUACGGGAGGCGCAGGAACCAUUUGCAGCGCGCAGGUUCGUGCUCUGGUUCAUCUAGGUGCCAAUGCUUGCAUUAUUGGCCGAAAUGUCGAAAAAACCGAGAAAGCAGCCCAGGACAUUGCAACUGCCCGUCCGGGUGCUAAGGUCAUCGGCAUUGGUGCAGUGGAUGUACGAAAGUUGGACAGUCUUCAAGCUGCAGCAGAUCGCUGUGCUCAGGAGCUGGGUGGUAUUGACUAUGUCAUUGCUGGGGCGGCCGGAAACUUUCUAGCCUCGAUCAACCAGCUCUCGGCGAAUGCUUUCAAAUCGGUCAUCGACAUUGACGUUCUGGGAUCCUACAACACCCUCAAAGCGACGAUCCCAUACCUUGUUGAGUCGGCGAAGAAGCACAGAAUGGACUCCGAAACUCUCAAACCCUCUGCAGCAGGAACUGGAGGACGUAUUAUAUUUGUUAGCGCCACUCUCCACUAUCGCACGGCACCUUUCCAGACGCACGUCUCAGUCGCCAAGGCAGGCGUGGAUGCGCUGUCUCACAGCGUGGCCAUCGAGUUUGGCCCUCUGGGCGUCACUUCUAAUAUCAUUGCGCCCGGACCCAUUGCUUCGACAGAGGGCCUAGAUCGUCUCCUUCCUAGUGAUACGAAGGACACUUACAUCAAGUCACAGCCGCUUGGCCGAGUCGGCUCAGUGCGCGACAUUGCAGAUGCCACGGUUUAUCUCUUUGCGGACACUGGCAGUUAUGUCAGUGGUCAAACUCUAGUGGUUGACGGCGCAUCCUGGCGGAUGUCAACCACUGGGGCAACAUCGGGUAAACUUGCGUAUCCCGAUUUCCUUCUUUCAGGGAACCCCGUCCCCAACGUCAAAGGCCAGAAGAAGUCUAAGCUGUAGAGGUCUGUCUUUCUUUCUGGGCACAGGAUAGACACUGUCUUGCUUUGCUAUCUCCCAUAGAGAAUACUCUUUGUUCCCCGGGUUGGUACAUAGUAUACUUUAGAUAAAGAAGUCUUGAAGAAGGGAACAAAGGCACAGUGUGCUCCAACUCUGUACUUAGACUCCAUGUUUCAUUAGGACAUAUAAUAAAGAC